AUGACUGCCGAGAAUGGGCACAGGGAUGAGGUCUACCAGCCCAAGAACAUCCUUAUUACGGGCGGUGCAGGGUUCAUUGCUAGCUGGGUGGUCAUCAAGCUGGUGAAGCAGCGGCCGGAGUGCAAGGUGGGCAGCCGCGUGACGCUGGGGGUGGUUGGCGCGGUGAUAGUGCUGGACAAGCUCGAUUACUGUGCCACCCUGAACAACCUGGCGGCAGUGCGUGACCUGCCCAACUUCAAGUUCAUCAAGGGCGACAUCCAGUCCUCGGACCUGGUGGUGCACAUCCUGGAGCAGGAGCAGAUCGACACGGUGAUGCACUUUGCGGCGCAGACGCACGUGGACAACAGCUUUGGCAACUCCAUGGCCUUCACCAUGAACAACACCUACGGCACGCACGUGCUGCUGGAGUGCUCGCGGCUGUACGGCAAGGUCCAGCGCUUCAUCAACGUGUCCACCGAUGAGGUGUACGGCGAGAGCAGCCUGGGCAAGACGGAGGGCCUGAAGGAGCACAGCCCGCUGGAGCCCACCAACCCCUACUCGGCGGCCAAGGCGGGGGCGGAGAUGAUGGCGCGCGCCUACCACACCUCCUACAAGCUCCCCGUCAUCGUGACGCGCGGCAACAACGUGUACGGCCCGCACCAGUUCCCCGAGAAGAUGAUCCCCAAGUUCACGCUGCGCGCCAACCGCGGCCUGGAUCUGCCCAUCCACGGCGACGGCCUGGCUGUGCGGUCGUACCUGUAUGUGGAGGAUGUGGCGGACGCGUACAUCACCGUACUGCUCAAGGGCGUGGUGGGGGAGACGUACAACAUCGGCACGCAGAAGGAGCGCAGCGUGGUGGACGUGGCCGCCGACAUCUGCAAGAUGUUCAGCCUGGACCCCGCCACGCACAUCAAGCACGUCAAGGACCGCGCAUUCAACGACCGCCGCUACUUCAUCUGCGACCAGAAGCUGCUUGCCCUGGGGUGGCAGGAGACGACCCCCUGGGAGGAGGGCCUGCGCAAGACCAUCGACUGGUACCUCAAGCACGCCAACCGGGAAUACUGGAGCCACGGCGACAUGGAGCUGGCGCUGGAUGCGCACCCCACGCUGCAGCUGCCCUCCUUUGGCAGCACCGUGUUCCCCUCGGCGCACUAG
Molecule: messenger RNA, 1134 nt
Organism: Chlorella variabilis
Lineage: Eukaryota; Viridiplantae; Chlorophyta; Trebouxiophyceae; Chlorellales; Chlorellaceae
Exons: 9
Coding region: 1-1134 (377 amino acids)
Biological process (GO): nucleotide-sugar metabolic process
Molecular function (GO): dTDP-glucose 4,6-dehydratase activity
Source: RefSeq, a predicted model, not a curated record